ACACGCUCGUCGCUCUGUCUGGUUCUGUGGUUCACUCAGUCACAGAAUGUUUGUACAACUCAGUCCGCUCGCGGUCUGUUGAAAUUAUACCUAAAUAAUUUUAUAAAUGUCCAAUCCAAAUACUAGACAAUCAUGUGUUGUGCCUAAAUGUCUACACAACUAUCAAUUCACCGGAAAAAUUGUUUUUUGUGGUUCCAAAGGACUUUAAAAUGCGAAGAAAAUGGAUAAAAGCUAUGAAGAGAUUAGAUCCAUUUGGAGAUAAAAGCACAGUUUAUUGUUGUGAAGACCAUUUCGACAUUGAAAAUGAUAUGGAGAACUAUAUUAAAUAUAAAUUGGUCGGGGGAAGAAUUAAACUAAAACAGUGUAUAGUUCCACACAAAUUCAAAUGUCAACAGGAAAAGGAAGAUAAACCUCAGAGAUCUGCAGUACAAAAACGUAAUCGUAUAGAAUAUUUUGAGAAACUAUUAAAUAAAGAUGAAAUUUCGGUGUUAGAAAAUCCUGAAGAGAUAUUUUUUGUUAGCUGUAAAGAUGAAAUAGUAAUGGAAGAUCCAUUAAGUUUUGGAAAUAAUGAUCAGUGUUUAGAAAUAUCAAAAAAAAAGUAAGCGAGUGCAAGUAAAUCUGAAAGCUAUAGGUGUCCAUAAAUCAACCAUGACUGUUAGCAAAUGUUAAAACAAAGAGAAACAAUAUUUUCACCAGAUGCAGUAUCUUUUGGUUGUAUGAACGACACAUCUUCAAACGCCUCUUCACAUAAAAUGUUCAACCUUGAACAAAAAUCAAAGAACACUAAUGAAGACUAAGAUUCGGAACUGGAAUGCGAAACACUUUUUUUUAGUAACUAUAUGCAAAAUUCUGCUCUUUUAUCCAUAUCUAGAGGACCACAACUGUUGUUAGGUUUACCUAAAGAAUGCUAUUUUUGUAUUAAUAUGUUAUCUGAAACAACAAAAUGUACUCCGCGGCCUACUAUGUAAUGUAUCAGCAGUAUUAGCAGACAGAGGUUUUAAAAAUAUUGCGCAUUUUCUACAACAAGGUGAACAUACUCUUGUAGCGUUAUUCAUAAAAAUAUUAUUAUAUUAUUAUUUUAGCUCAUCUACAUUAAUAUUUAGUUAAUAGAUUAUCCAUAAGUUUAUAACGUACCAAAAUGUAUCCCGACAUAUGGCCUGCACAAUGCACAUGUGGCGUACACAUGUGCAGACCACACUAAAAUAUGUUCCUUGUUACUAACCCAAUGUAUUUAGUUAUAAUAACUCAGUUGAACAGUAAACGGCGAUCGAUAAACACGCUUUUCUUUGCCACCUUACCUUCUUUACCACACGCGGCAAAGUGGUGACCCCGACGUGAUCAAAUUAUCGAUUUGCCUUAAGUCAACUCGCGCGCGUUACUAAUAAAAACAAUAAUGCAAAACGACCCGCGCUACCAAUCUGCAUCUGAGGAGCAACAAACUACAGCACAAGCGCUUCCAGAGCAGCCCGCACAGCCACAUAUGACAGCCGUCACGAUGACAUCGAGGAUACCAGACUUCUGGCGGCAGCGACCACGGCUAUGGUUCCACCAGUUUAACGCCAUCGUGGACCCUCAAAAGGCAAGUGACCUCCAUAAAAGUCAAUUAUUGAUAGCUAAGUUGGGUCAAGACGAAUUAAGUGACAUUAGUGAUUUAUUAGAUAAUAUGCCUGAUACAGAUAAAUUUAAAACCUUACAAAAUAGGCUUAUUUCAAUUUAUGAGGAGUCAGAGACGCGCCAACUCAAUCAAUUACUAAACGAGAUUGAAUUGGGCGAUCAGAAACCUUCGCAAUUAAUAAGACGCAUGCGUGACCUCGGCAAAAAUCGUAUCCCCGAGGAAACUCUAAAACUACUUUAGACCGGUCGUCUCCCACACUCAAUAAGAGCGGUCCUCACAGCAUGCGACACAGGGGAGGUUAAAUUAGAUAGUUUAGCUACAAUAGCCGACAGAAUUUUAGAAAAUACUAGAGCAUCAGAACUAUCGCCAAUAUCCAGGUCUGAUUCUAAAGCCGAUACAAACCAUUUAGUAUUAGAAAUUAACGCUUUGAAACAACAAAUCGCAGCGUUAACAACACAAAUGAAUAAUAACAACGGCAACAACCGCGCGUCACGUACCCAACAUCGCGAUUUCCCGGGUCCGUCUAGGGCGCGCUCAAAAAGCCGUGACAAUAGUGUAAGUUUUAGAAAUAGACAAAUUUUUAAUAAACAAACUGCUAAGCCAGGCGAAUUAGGAUAUAAGUGUUUUUAUCAUUUUAUUUACGGACCGAAAGCAUAUAAAUGUGGUGACAUCCGUAACUGUAAUAAACAGUCGGAAAACUAAUUCCGACACCGGCUUGCAUAUCAAACAACUUAGCCGGUGUCGGAAAUCAAAGUAAUUCAUACCGCUUAUGUGUAACAGACUCCAUAAGCGGAACACAUUUUUUAAUAGAUACGGGCGCGGACAUCUCUGUUUUGGCCACACAAAGGCAAAACAGACGCACGUCCGAUUACAUUUUAUAUGCGGCUAAUGGUUCCAAAAUUAACACAUACGGUCAAAAAACCAUUACCGUCAAUUUAGGUUUACGUCGUCCUUUUAAAUGGGAUUUUAUUUUAGCGGACGUACAAAAAUCAAUUAUAGGUGCCGAUUUUCUCGCGGCCAAUAAAUUAAUGGUGGAUUUACAUGGUAAAAGGUUAGUGGACAAAAUUACAUUUUUAUCUCGUCCCACUAACACCUCAACGUCUACCGAACCAAGUAUUCGUUCAAUAGAUAUUAACGACGAAUACCAUCAAAUAUUACAAAAAUUUCCCGAUAUUACUAAAUUAGAAAAUUUUUCAUCAAACCCAAAGCAUAACGUACAACAUCACAUUCACACCACUGGUCCCCCGGUGCAUGAAAAAGUUCGCCCUCUUAACCCCGAGAAAUACAAAUUAGCCAAAGCGGAAUCCGAGAGAAUGACUCAACUGGGCAUUUGUAGACCUUCGAACAGCCCGUGGGCUAACCCACUUGUGUGCGUUACCAAAAAAAAUGGUGAAAUACGAGCAUGUGGCGAUUAUCGUCGCUUAAAUGCACAAACUAUACCCGAUCGAUAUCCUUUACCUAGAUUACUCGACUUUACUUACAUUUUAAAAGGUAAAACAAUUUUUUCAAAAAUCGAUUUACGUAAGGCCUAUCAUAACAUACCUAUGGCUCCAGAGGAUAUACCUAAAUCAGCAAUCCUCACUCCUUUUGGUCUCUUCGAGUUCACCCGCUGUAAUUACGGACUAAGGAACGCAGCCCAGGACUUCCAAAGAUUAGUACACAACACCCUAAAAAAUCUAGACUUUGCAUUUGCCUACCUAGAUGACAUAAUCAUUAGCUCCGACUCUAAAGAAACCCAUCUAAAACAUCUCGAACUUGUUUUAGAGCGGUUAAACAAUUGCGGGCUUACUAUUAACACAGGUAAAUGCGAGUUUGGAAAAUCAGAACUAAAUUUUCUUGGCUAUCAUAUAAGUACCAACGGCAUUAAGCCAAGCCAAGAUAAGUCCGAAACCAUUUCUAAUUAUCCUCGACCAAACACUAUAGAGGAGUUAAGACGCUUUUUAGGUAUGUUAAAUUUUUAUAGAUUAAGUAUUCCUAAGGCCGCCGAAAUGCAAGCUCCACUAAAUGCAUACCUACAUAACUCAAAAAAAAGGGAUAAAACUUUAAUAACAUGGACCGAAACGGCGCUAAAUGCGUUCGAUCGAUGUAAGCAAGCCAUAAAUGAAACCGUUACACUUUCGUAUCCCGACACAUGUGCGUCACUUAUUUUAAUGACAGACGCCUCAGAUAGUUGUGUAGGUUCCGCAUUACAUCAACAUGUAAAUAAUAAAUUAGAACCUUUAGGAUUUUUCUCCAAAAAACUAACGGAGACUCAAAAACGAUAUAGUACAUACGAUAGGGAAUUAUUAGCAAUUUAUAUGGGUAUAAAACAUUUUCGACACAUGGUUGAGGGCAGAGAGCUAACAAUACUGACAGACCACCGUCCAUUAACUUUUGCACUCACAAAAAAGGUCUCACCAUCUGACUCACCGAGACGCUUAAGGCAAUUAGAUUUUAUUUCCCAGUUUUGUGAUAGUAUUAAGUACAUAGAAGGCGACAAAAACACAGUUGCUGACGCUUUAUCUAGGAUUAACGAAAUUACUAUGCCUAGUUUAUUUGAUUAUAAUAAGUUAGCUGAAUUACAAAAAAGCGAUUUAGAGUUAGAAAGCCUUCGCAAACAAGAUAAUCUCCAAUUUAAAUUAAUUGCCAUGCCCGAUUCCGAUGUUAAACUAAUAUGUGAAACAUCUACUGAGGACGUACGCCCUUAUCUACCCAUCGCGUUUAGAGAGCUAGCUAUAAAAACUUUACAUAAUGUUAGCCAUCCCGGUAUUGCAGCCACGAAACGUUUAGUUAAGUCUCGAUAUUUUUGGUCUAGUAUGAAUAUAGAUAUAAAAAAUUACGUUAAGAAAUGUAUACCUUGUCAAAAGUGUAAGAUACAACGACAUACAAUUACACCAUUAGGAACAUUUGAUAAGGCUUCUCGUUUAUCCCAUUGUCAUUUAGAUUUAAUCGGUCCUCUUAAACCCUGUAAUGAUUAUAAAUAUUGUGUAACUAUGAUAGAUAGAGUAACCAAGUGGCCCGAGGUUGUACCUGUAAAGGAUAUUACAGCCGAGACGGUCGCUAAAGUAUUUUUAGAACAUUAUAUAGCUAGAUAUGGUUGUCCAUUAAAAGUGACCACAGAUAGAGGUGCGCAGUUUGAGUCCGACCUUUUCACUCAGUUAUUAAAAAAACUCGGCAUAGAGCGCGUCCGGACAACAGCUUAUAAUCCCAAAGCUAACGGCAUGGUAGAACGAUUGCAUCGAACAUUAAAAGCAGCUAUCAUGGCGAAAUGCUUAAAUAGCGCACAAUGGGUGCAAGAAUUGCCAUUAGUUCUUUUAGGGUUGCGUACGGCAAUAAAAUCAGACCUAGGAUACAGCCCUUCACAAUUUCUAUAUGGAUGUAGUCUUAGGUUACCAGGCGAUAUAUUUAACUCAAGCCCUAAAACAAACAUCAACGAUCGUGAAUUCAUUAAACAGUUAAUUAACAAUCUUUCAUCCGUUUCUAACCUCACGCAUACGGACAUACGAACACGGGACAAUAAAGUAUUUAUCCAUCCAGACCUAAAUAAUUGUUCCCACGUAUUCGUUAGAAACGAGGCAAGACGAUCGUUGGAGCCACCUUAUGAAGGGCCUUUCCAGAUUUUAGACCGUCAUUCUAAGUAUUACACUUUAGACUGUAACAACAAAAAAGUCACUGUGUCACUUGACCGUCUAAAACCCGCUUAUUUAUUAAUUGCCGACGAUAUAGAGGUCUCAAGCCCAGGGAACAAAAAAACAGAACCCAAUAUCUCCAUUACGCCGAGCCAGCCGCUAACACUUAAAACCAGAUCUGGUCGCACGGUUAAGCGAACCGUGAAAUUCGACAUAUGAGACACACUUGACAUUCCAACAGAACUCAAAAGGCCGAGCAAAAAAAUCUAGAACCCCAUCGAUUAGCUACGCGUCCCUUCACUCAUCGCACGCCACAAUCACACCCUGCACUUUGUACCUGCAAAAAAACAAUGAACAAAAAAAAACAAUGAACAAGGCAAAAACACAAUUUACGAAGCAAGUGCCAAGCAACAUGAGACAAUAGAAACUCUCUCAAGACUCCAUCAGUAGAGGCUACCGUCAGCGCAUUGUAACGCUGACCAAUACAUUAUCAUCUGGCGUUACUACAGACAUAGCAUCACAGCUGCAAACAACGCGCUACGAGCGGUCUCGUCGCUACGGUGCCCGCAUGUGACAAUUUAGCUUAGAACAAUACAAUAACAAAAAAUGUGAACAAACAGUGUCGUGCCACCCGAACAAUGUACCUAGUUUAUAAGUAGUUUUAAUUUUAAGUACAGUUUCGGGGUUGAUAAUUUUAUGUUAUAGUAGUCUGAUCUAAAGGGGGAGGUAUAUGUAGCGUUAUUCAUAAAAAUAUUAUUAUAUUAUUAUUUUAGCUGUUAUAUUAAGAGCUGUGAUAGCCCAGUGGAUAUGACCUCUGCCUCCGAUUCCGGAGGGUGUGGGUUCGAAUCCGGUCCGGGGCAUGCACCUCCAACUUUUCAGUUGUGUGCAUUUUAAGAAAUUAAAUAUCACGUGUCUCAAUCGGUGAAGGAAAACAUCGUGAGGAAACCUGCAUACCAGAGAAUUAUCUUAAUUCUCUGCGUGUGUGAAGUCUGCCAAUCCGCAUUGGGCAAGCGUGGUGGACUAUUGGCCUUAUCCCUCUCAUUCUGAGAGGAGACUCGAGCUCAGCAGUGAGCCGAAUAUGGGUUGAUGACGACGACGACGAUUAUUUUAGCUCAUCUACAUUAAUAUUUAGUUAAUAGAUUAUCCAUAAGUUUAUAACGUACCAAAAUGUAUCCCGACAUAUGGCCUGCACAAUGCACAUGUGGCGUACACAUGUGCAGACCACACUAAAAUAUGUUCCUUGUUACUAACCCAAUGUAUUUAGUUAUAAUAACUCAGUUGAACAGUAAACGGCGAUCGAUAAACACGCUUUUCUUUGCCACCUUACCUUCUUUACCACACGCGGCAAACUCUGACCAGACGUCCUGCCGUAAGCACUAAAGUAAAACCGACCAAAAAAGAAGUUUUGGAGACAAAAAAAAAAUGCAGCGUUACGGAUACACGUAGAAAGAGCUAUCAGCAGACUUAGAUUCUUUGAGUUCAUGUUGCCACAUACUUGUGUAGAUCUAAAGCAAGUCGACCUGUCAGAUUCAGUGGUGAUUUCAGCAUGUGGAAUAGUUAAUCUUCAAAUCAGUCUGUUUCAUUUAGAGUAACUUCCUAGUGUUAUAAGCAAAAGACGUUUAUUUUAUUAAAUUAAAAAUAUACGAUUAUGAGGUUACGUACGUUCCGUUUUCCACCAAUGUUUGUGUUAUUUAUAGAGUUCUAAUUAAACUAUAUUACAUUAGGAUAAUGUUAUUUUAUUAAUUUGUCAAACAUAUUUUCCUUCCAAAACUUUACACAUUUUUCAAAAAGAUACCACAAUAUUUUUUAUUAUAAACUACUUCAUGCACAUCAACAUUCCAUAAGGUUUCAAAGUGAACGUGUGCAAUACAAAAUAGGGCAUUUCUUUUUCCGGUAAUUUCCAUUUGUGUUUGUAUCUGAGCAUAAUAUUUUUUGCCUAGUUUAUUACCUUUAAAAUACGUUAUAAAAGUGUUUGCUUUGGUUGGACACUUUACUUCUAUAACGCAGUCAUCAGUAGCCCAUCAGGCGCGGCAACAAUCAUAGGCCACUAAUUUUUUAUAAAAAAAACAGAUUCCACUAUCCUUAUAUUGUGUAUUUUCGCGACUUCCCCGACAUCUUUUUCUAAUAUUUUUCCUCUUUUGAUAGCAUUUGUUCUAUUAAAAGUUACAGCACAAAAUAUUUCUUCUACUAAAGAGCCAUCCUUUGUUCUACACUGAGCAGCUUCGUGCUUGUGGUAUUGUACCCUUCCUCGCAUUUCGGCGGCAACGAAAUCACUAUUUGUUGAUUAGUAAUGCGCAACCAUUAAUCCAUCUAUUUUAGGUAGAUUAUCUGAUUGCCCUUUUUCGAAUCCUUCAUCCAUUUUAUUAAUCGAAUAAUAUUUACUAUUAUUAGACUAGUAACUUAACACGCGAACGAAAACCAUCAGUCUAACACAACAAAACACUGCGCAAACUAUUAUAUCUACUAUAACCCAAGGAACAUAUUUACUCAGGAGAUAUAACAGCUGGAGACUUGAUACUAAGCGACCCAUGGUCCACGUUGUGACAUGACGUCACAAGCGGUCACGCGACUGUUAGCGGGACUCGAUAUUUUUCGAAACUUUGAACGCCUAUAAAAUCAAAACUAUUAGGUAUUUUUGACUACAACAAAAGUUAGUGAGUUUGUAUACAUACAGGCUUUACUAAGACAACAUUUCAAGUGAUUUGGCAUACCUAGUAACAUUCUUCAUUAUAUUUAUAUUAAGAUUAAAGUAAAUAGAUAAAAGACAAACAGCAGGUGGUCUACUGUUU
Molecule: messenger RNA, 8012 nt
Organism: Bicyclus anynana (squinting bush brown)
Lineage: Eukaryota; Metazoa; Arthropoda; Insecta; Lepidoptera; Nymphalidae
Exons: 2
Coding region: 2644-5442 (932 amino acids)
Biological process (GO): DNA integration
Molecular function (GO): nucleic acid binding
Source: RefSeq, a predicted model, not a curated record